UUCCCACUCUCCUUAACCCCGAGACUGAAAACCCUAGCCUUCCAUUUUCCCGAGAAAAUCCCAAUUUCGAAACUUUCCCGGAAAAUCCCCGAAUCCAAUCAAGCAAAGCCUCCAUGGGGAAGAAAAGAAACAAGAAGGUCCAAGCCCCCCGAUUCCAACCCCCUCGUUACAAGUGGGUACCCAAAUCGAGACCCGCCACAGUCGAAACCCGAAACUGGUUAGAACUUCCACGAGACGUCACCGUUUCAAUCCUGUCCCGACUCGGGGCCGUCGGGAUUCUACGGAGCGCACAGUAUGUGUGCAUGGCUUGGCGCCAGAUCUGCAAGGACCCUCUCAUGUGGCGCUCCAUCGACAUGCGCAACGACGGCGAUUUGGAUGAUGUGAGGUUCGACUUGGAUUUGAUGUGCCGCCGCGCAGUGGAUCGUAGCGCCGGCAAUCUCGUCGAUCUCAACGUCGAAUACUUCGGCUCAAAUUGCCUCCUCAACUUUAUCACCGAUCGGUGCCGUGGAAUCAAACGUCUCCGAUUUACAUAUUGCUACGGUAUAACAGAUGAGGGGUUGAGUGAAAUGACUUCAAAACUUCCUCUGUUAGAGGAGCUUGAGAUUUCUUUGUGUGAUAAUCUGUCGUCUAAAUCUGUGGAAGCGGUUGGGCGCUCAUGCCCCCGUUUGAAGUCAUUGAAACUGAACAGAGAAUGGUUCAGUUUCCCGGAUGAUAUGUUUGAUUACUAUAAUGAUGAAGAUGAUGAUUACUUUGAUGAAGGUGAUUAUUACUAUCCUGUGAUUGAUGAUCAGAAUGGUAGCUCUGCGAUUGCUCCUUCCCGGAAAGAUGCCGAAGCACUUGCUAUAGCAGGAACGAUGCAUGGUUUACGCCACCUCCAACUGUUUGGGAAUCAACUCACUAGUGACGGCUUGAAGGCAAUUCUUGAUUCUUGUCCUCAUCUGGAGUCACUUGAUGUGCGCAAUUGUUUCAAUCUUAAUCUGAACGGAGAUGUGGAAAAAAGAUGUGCUGAGCGAGUUAAAAACGUGCGGCUUCCCUUUGAUUCAACCAAGGACUACGAAUUUUCUGCUACAGCCUAUGGAGAUGGAACCCCUUUUGGAUAUUUUGAUGAAUCUGAGCUCUUUGGCUGUGGGGAUUAUCUUGAUGACGAGGACAACUUCAAUGAUGAUUAUGACUAUGAUGAGGCUAGUUACUUCUCAGAUGAUAGUGAUUGGUACGAUGAUUUUACUAACAUUCGGAUUUCUGAUAUGUUGAUCUGAAUUGGAGAUCAUACAGAGGUAUUGAAUUUGGAGGGUAACAACUUCGUUUGUCCAAUGGAUCCUGAAUUUCGCCGUGAACUCAAUUUUCGGUUUGGUAGCAACAUGGACCUUGUUGCCUGUUCUGUGUAUGGAAAGAGAGCUCAAAGUUAUUUGUAUUGUUGUUUUGCUACUAAUUUGAAAGCUUUCUUGAGA
Pyrus x bretschneideri (Chinese white pear) is the source of this 1448-nucleotide messenger RNA. RefSeq names its product F-box protein SKIP19. The record is from RefSeq and is a predicted model, not a curated record. Lineage: Eukaryota; Viridiplantae; Streptophyta; Magnoliopsida; Rosales; Rosaceae. Gene Ontology annotation, molecular function: protein binding. The transcript has 2 exons. Bases 114 to 1256 code for a protein of 380 amino acids.